Messenger RNA from Anolis sagrei ordinatus, 1440 nucleotides. RefSeq names its product acrosin-like. Lineage: Eukaryota; Metazoa; Chordata; Lepidosauria; Squamata; Anolidae. The record is from RefSeq and is a predicted model, not a curated record. Gene Ontology annotation, biological process: acrosome reaction; proteolysis. Gene Ontology annotation, molecular function: serine-type endopeptidase activity.
AUGAGGAGGAUUCUCCUGCCUCUCCUGGCCCUCACCACGAUCCGGCCCAUGCACACCAUAGAAAACAGAUGCAGUGAGAUCUGUGGCCGGCGGCCCCUGGCCCCCUCGCACAGCAGCCCCUUCCCCAUCGUCGGAGGGGUCAACACCUUGCCCGGGGCCUGGCCCUGGAUGGUCAGCAUCCGGAAACCGUCCAAGGAGGGCUACCGGCACACCUGCGGAGGCUCCCUCAUCGGGGCCACCUGGGUGCUCACGGCUGCGCACUGCUUCAAGGACAAGAGGCACCUCAGCAACUGGGAGCUGGUCCUGGGUGCCACAGAGCUCUCCCACCCGGGUCCCGAUGCCGAGGUGCGCUUCCCCCGGCGAGUGGUGGAGCACGCCGAGUACCAGCCGCAGCACCAGCACAACGACCUGGCCUUGAUCGAGCUGGACGAGCCCGUCCUCUGCAACGACUACAUCCAGAUGGCCUGCCUGCCGGACACCUCGGUCAACGUCUCCACCAUGGGCCACUGCUACAUCGCGGGCUGGGGCUACACCCAAGAGAAAUCCAGCUCUCCAUCCGAUAUCUUGAAGGAGGCCAAGGUGGACCUCAUUUCCUUAGAGAAAUGCAACAGCACCAACUGGUACCACGGAAACAUCACUGACAAAAGCCUGUGCGCUGGAUACGAGGGAGGUGGUGUCGACACGUGCCAGGGUGACAGCGGUGGGCCUCUCUUGUGCCGCGAAGCCCGCUCCGAGCGCUACUGGGUGGUUGGCGUCACCAGCUGGGGUCAGGGCUGUGCUAGAGCCCAGAAGCCCGGCGUCUACACUUCCACGCAGCACUUCUACGACUGGAUCCAGGGCUACAUCAAAAACGAGGAGGACUCCGGGCUCCAGACUUUACCACCAUCACCAUCAGAAGAGACCCCAGCCCAACUGGAAGCGACCCCCGAAACAGAGACGGUGCCCACUCCAUUUAUCCAGUCCCAAACUGCUUAUGGGCAGAUAAUUAUGAAUGAUGAGAGCGCAAUGCAAAUCAAAACCAGCCCAGAGACGACGACAACGACGACGACGACGACUACGAGUACAACUACGACGACAACAACAACAACAACGCAAACACCGGAGGAAACCACAUCCCAACCCCCCACGACGACAUCCCAACCACAGCCCCCUCCCAUGAAGCCCCCCUCAGUGUUUAAAGCAAUCCAUUUGUUGCCACCAGAGAACCAGUCGCAGGAGGAAGUCCAGUCCAAAGAAAAGGAGGAGGUCACAGCUGUGUUGGUCUCUACAACGGUGACCACAAAGGCGACCCCUUCCACCACCCGGUCCCAGGCCCCACCGCCCAAGCCCCCUCGGCGCAAGGAGAUGAUUGUGUCCAGUGCCCAGUAUGGCAGCAGCAAGUGGGGCAUCAAGUGGCCCAAGUAUUGGCCGAGCAACAGGCAGGCCAAUUCCCAAAACUAG